AUGGAGCAAAUUGGCCGUCUCUUUGUCCUCCUGGGUAAGACCCUUUUCUUCCCCCCUCCAACCCCACUCUUUUCCUUCUUCUGGAGCCUCCUAUCUACACUUCCUUCCCAGUUUCCACUGUCUGUGUUUACUCAAAUCUCCUGCCUCUGUUCUCUGUUUCCAGGUGGGUCUUUAGGAGAGAUGAGCAUGUCUCAGGCAAAUCAUUCACAGCAUCCACACAAUGUCACUGGCAUAGGAAAGUUGGCUGUUUUUAACCUUUACCUUUCCUGCAAAAAACCAAAAUAAAAUCAUAACCUCCAGAAAUGCUUCAGAAUAGUGGGUAUUGCUUUGGGAGAAAAAAAAUGUGUAUGAGGUUAUUUAGAAGUCUAGAUUAUGAAACUUGAAACGAUGCCAAAAACGUUUUAUAUCUAUCUAUCUAUCUAUCUAUCUAUCUAUCUAUCUAUCUAUCAUCUAUCUAUCUAUCUAUCAUCUAUCUAUCUAUCAUCUAUCUAUCUAUCUAUCUAUCUAUCUAUCUAUCUAUCUAUCUAUAUCUACAGUAUCUAUCUAUCUAAGCAUCACAUUUUUCUCCUCUGUUCUCUUUCAGCCUCAUUUUUGGCUCUUUCCUGGAUGACGGCCCUUGCAGGUAAUCCAAUUAAUAUAACUUCAAAUACAGAGUGGUAGGCAGAUACAGUGGUACCUCGGGUUAAGUACUUAAUUCGUUCCAGAGGUCUGUACUUAACCUGAAACUGUUCUUAACCUGAAGCACCACUUUAGCUAAUGGGGCCUCCUGCUGCCGCCACGCUGCUGGAGCACAAUUUCUUUUCUCAUCCUGAAGCAAAGUUCUUAACCUGAAGCACUAUUUCUGGGUUAGCGGGGUCUGUAACCUGAAGCGUAUGUAACCUGAGGUACCACUGUACUGUCGGUGUGAACACAUCUUAAAAUUUAGACGGGGAUAUAUUGUUGUGGUUAUUUGUUCCUUAUUCUGUCCCUUAUCUUGAAGUCCCAGACCUGAAGGGUGUGAAUGGUGAGUUAAAGGGAUCACCCAUGCUCUACUUUCUAAGCACAGGUCUGGGAUUUCCGAGUCCAAAUGGUUUUUUUUGGGGGGGGGAGGGGAGAAGGGAAGAGAAGAGAGAGGGAUUUUCAAAAUCUGAUUUUGAGUUUAAGAGGCAUUGGAAUAAAGGGACUUCCGGGUUAGCGCCAUCGGCGAAUGGCGGAGUUCCUCCGACCAGAGGAACUGGCUCCGUGGAAACUGGGUCUUCCCGCCGCGGCGAAGGUGGGGACCCGCUAGAAAUCCCAGGCGGAGGAAGCCUGGGAACGUGGGGUUCGGCAGGGCACCAGGAGCGCCUCCCUACUCACGGGAACCCCAUUUCGGGUUCCGGAGUGAAGUGGGGUGAGCGGCGCGGUGCUGCGAACUGAUUGCUACUUUCACGGAGUGAAGCCGCACAGCCAUUGCCGGAGAGCGCUGACUUUUUCCUGUGGACAAUUGGAUUUAAAACAAGUACCCGUGAGUAGAAACGGAAAAUUGGAUCAAGAAAUAUCCUAAUUUGGCACCGAAGCGGGAAGGUUCAAAACAGGAAGUCCGCCUUCCGCUUUUUGUAUAUAGACUGAAGCAAAAACCUUGUAAGCUAAAGCCUGGAAAGUCGUUAAAAAAAGUUUAAAUUUCCUUCAUUUAUAAUCACUAAAACCCCUUGGAAGAAGGAGAAAAGGGGGGGGGGACUUUGUUUAAGCCUGCAGGAGAGGGAGUGAAGAAAGAUAAGUUUCCACCGUCUCUAACCUGGGAACGGGGUGUCAGAGACAGAAAUUGUUGGAGAGGUUCACUGACUGUGAAUGGAAUACUUUGACAGAUAGCUAAAGAAGAGAAAUAAACUGAUUCCAAUGUUGCCUUUUGCAUUCUAAAGAAACAAAAUAUCUGAAAAAUGAAAGUAAUUUUCCUUUGUUGGACUUGCCUUAAAAAGAUGGAUACAAAUAGAAAUUGUCUCCUCUAGAGGGAGCUUGUUAAAUUGUUGCUGCAGUCUACUUGAGGACUCUACAGCUGUGAGAUUAAGAUCGUGGGACCAGUCCUUUUGACCUUGAAUAAAAAUGAGCUGGGAGGAAGUUUUGGUGCUUGCUUUAUGCAAGACAAGUGCUUUGUUGGAACAGAUGCAUGAGAAGAUGGAUCUGAUGAAUGAGAAAACGGAUUUGAUGACUGUUGUGGUCAAUAACUGUGGACAAACAGGGAAUAUUGAUACAGAAACCAUUCAGGGACCAACUCAGGAACCUGUAUUGAUUGGGCAAGUGCAGAAGAUAAUGGAGGAGGUUGCGGUUGCACCUCAAAUAAUACAAAUGGAGAGAUCCGAGGCCCUGCAGGAGCAUAAGCCGCUGUUUUUGAAGAUUGAAGUUGGAGUGGGCCAGGGGGAGUCUGGAGCUGAGGAGGUUCUUAACUUCGGAGGGACUUUGAAAUAUGCUCUUAAAUAUUUUUGGAUUACAUUGAUGACUGUGGGGAGUGGGACUGUGGGGAAUGGGCUGGUUUGAUGAAGGGAGAUGGAGAUAAUUUUGGGCUGGAACCUCCCAGAGACCUACUCCUCAAUGAGAAAGGAAAGAAAUUAAGAAAGAGACCAACAAAAGACAAGGAAAAGUGCAGGUAUAAACAAGAAGAAGAAGAUCUGCAGAAGGGACAUGGAAGAGACUUAAGAGCCUCGGACAUAAGAUUACCAGGUUGAUGGACUAGAUGGAAUGGACAGUAAGGACUGACAUGACCCGAGACCAGGAAGAAGAGACGUUGGAUGAAGAUUGGAAGAAAAUUUAUAAAGGAAAAUUUUUAUUUAGGGAAUUAGCCUAAAAUUAAUGAAUAUUAGGGGAAAUGUUGGAAUGAAACUAUAUGGUUUUAGUAGAAAUGAUAUAAGGAGUCAUGUAUAAUUGAGUAUUAAGUUUUAAGCUCUAAGGUAUUUUACGGUAAGAUAAGGUUAAAUAAAUCAAGGCAAUUUGAAUAACAGAAUAUGGGGAAAGAUGGAAAGGAUUUGUUGAGUUAAUUAAUAGGUUAAAUUGUUAAGAUAAAUUAUUCAAUAAAAAUUGAGAAAGAUGGAAAGAAUUUGCUGAAAUAACUAAUUAAACUAGAAUACAAAAAGGGAGGUGUGAGGAGGUCAAUGAAACAAGCAAAUGGAAGUUAAAGAUAUGUAAUAUGGGAUUUGUGUUUUUUUUCUUUUUCUUUUUGCUGUAUUGGUUUUUAUGCUUUGUUUUUUUUUCUUCUUCUUUUUUAUGUAUUGUAGUGUUGUUUUCUAUUUUUUCUUCUUUUCUGUAAUUCUGAAACUUUUAAUAAAUAUCUUUUUUUUUUUAAAAAAAGGAAAUUCCAAGCGAGGCAAAAAAAAAAAGAAAAAAAAAGAAAAGAGGCAUUGGAAUAAAGGGUGGAAUGGGAUGGGUUGGGACUGUCAAUCCGAAGCAGUAAUUGAAGUAUUGUGGAAGGUUAUAGGGAUUCAUGAAUCUUCUAAUGCAAUGGGGAGAUCCUAAGGGACUGGCCAAACUGUAUUUUUAUUGUAUCUCCCUCUGUUUCUCAGAUACUGUGGCUGCACGUCCAUCAGGCCUUUGGCUGUCUCUUUCACCUCCACGCAACACUUUUGCUCGAGGAGAACAGGCUUCAUUGAUAUGCUCCCUGCCAGAAGGACAGAGGGCAACGGGGUUCUAUUUCUAUGAAAAGAGAGGAGGUGUACCAGUCAUGUAUGGACAACAGGCGAAAAAUAUCUUGGAGGUUUCCACAGAAUACCUGGAAACAAACAAAACAUUUCUCUGUGCUUACCUGGGGGAAAAGAGUUCAGGAGGACGCUUCCUGUCUUCACUGAGUAACGAGGUUGUGCUGUCCAUCACUGGUGAGAAACGUACUCUUUGUGACAGAAUUGCAUGCACGAAAGCUAAGUCAGCUUGGGGAUCAUAGCUCCUUCUCUGCCCAGCUCCUACUCUGGCUGGAAACAUUGUGGAAUUCAAAGAUCACCCGUAAUUUCAUAGUCCUUCCAAACUCCUCUUUUCUUCUUGUCUGCCUUUGAAACGCAUUGCCCCUUCCAGAACAACAUCGGAGGAAACAAAGGCAGGGUGCCUGCCCCAAGGAGCAUACAAGGGAUGUUGUCACAUGGGGAUCCCUUCUGACCUUGGGAUUCUCUUUGAUUCUCUCUGCAGAUGAACCACUUUCCACAACGCCUACCUUUUCCACUCCUGACCAGGCUGUUCUGAGAUUUGACGCCACAACCAGGCCACCUAGAAAGUAAACACUAGAAACUUCAUCAACCAGCUCUUCUCACUACAUCACAAGACGACCCUCAAAACGCACGAAGCUCCUUGCAUCAAGCACCUCCUGGUCCAGCUCUUCGCAGUUGAGUCUGCAUUAUAGCACCUCAACCAGCAGCACCAAUGCUCAGGAGAGCAGGAAAUCAUCCACCUGCUGUGAUCCCAAAUCAACCACAGACCAAAAGAAUGACGAUUCAGAAAAAGGUACGCCCCUCUCAUGAGCCUGUUACUUUAGAAAGGACUCUCUCUCUCUCUUUCUUUCUUUCUUUCUUUCUUUCUUUCUUUCUUUCUUUCUUUUAUAUUUGUAUAAAAUUGUGAUUUUAUAGGUAAUAAGCCACCCUGAGUGCUGCAGUUGCACUAGAAGGGAGCAAAAUGUCUAAAUAAAUAAAUAAAUAAAUAAAUAAAUAAAUAAAUAAAUGUUGCACUGUAAAUAACCCACCUGAUUCAGCUCAGUGAGGAAUAUUAUUUUCACCCUACGAAAAUAAAUGUAAGCAUUCCUACUUAUGACUGAUUUGUUUGAUUUUGUACCGAUAUAUUUUUGUCUGGUGGUAUUGUUUCAUAUCUGAUGGUACUGUAUUGUUAUUUUAUCAUGCGUGGCUAUGUUUUAGGUGAUAAAAUAGGAAUGUUAUGAUGUUGCCAUGCUUCUGUUUGAGAGGGCUCGACCUGAAAGGCAGCCUAUAACUACAGAAUAUGGAUGGUUGGAAAGAAUAAUAUUUAGAAAGGGCCAAUCAAUGGACCUUCAGAGACCAGGGAGGGAAGAGGAAGGGUGGAAGAUAGAAUGGCCAAAGAGGGGAAUAUGUGGAGCAGCAAAGUUCAUAGAUACUAGCCAAGUCUUCGUUUUGUAACAAUUGACUAGUUCUCUGACCAAUAACCCCGUUCUGAUCAACAGCAAUUCUCUUGCAGGUUCAUAUCCUUGUCUAAUCUCACUGGCCAUUAGAUGUGGCACCUGCGGAUGUCUCCUCCUCCUGGUGUUUGUUGACUGCAUUUAUAGGAGGAAGUACAAAGGUAUUUGGCAAGGCAGGGGAAGCUGAGCCUGGGGAGGUGGACAUCCCAGGAGGAAUGCAGAUGUGGGUGAAAGUAACCCCUGAUGGAAUCAUCACAGCCAGAAUUAUCACUAACUGCUUAUGCACAGCAUGCCUUCUUCAUUUUUUUUUUUUUGACAAAGUAAUAAUUAUAAAUAAUUAAGAAUGAAAAUGUGCACCCCACCACCAAGAUCAGUACAGUACGAAUUCCGCAAAUACCCUCCAUAUCUCCUCAAAAUAUUUUCUCCUGCAUAUUCCCCGUCUUACCUUAAUAGCACAUGUUAAUUUAUCAUUCAUAGCUAUAUCCCACACCUCUUUAUCCCAUUCUUCCAUUUUAUAUUCUGUUUUCCCUUGCAUUUCCUAGCUAUAAUAAUCGUGUAGCUGUCAAUAAAUUUGUGAGCAAGUUCUUCCUAGCCUUCAAACCUUCCACCCCAUCGUAAAUUGAUAAUAAUGCUACCUCUGGACUUUCGAUCAGCUUUAACCCAGUGAUUUCUGUUAUCUCCUUAAAUGCCCUUUGCCAGAAAAAUUGAACAUAUUUAUAUCCCCACCACAUGUGAACAUAAUUCCCGGUUUCUUGGCAUCCCCUCCAACAUAGCACCGAAUAUUCCUUGUUUAUUUGAUUUAAUCUGACUGGUGCUAAAUACCAUCUCCAAACUAAUUUAUAAUAAUUUUCUUUUAUUCUUAUGACAACAUUUUCAAUGUUUCUCCCAUAUCCCCCCCCCAGCUGUGACUAUCUGCCAUGUUGUCUCCUUUUCCCACACCUCUUUUAAUUGAUCUUCUUCAUCCUCCAUUUCUACUAAUAUUUUAUAAAUUUCACUGGUUUCCCCUUUUAUAACUGUAUUUUCUUCUCUAUCUCUUCUUUUUAUAAUCUCCCCCCCAAUUUUUUUGUAUAUUCUUUACAGUUCUUGUUUUCCCUUAACCACUUCUUUGUCCGUUGCUCCAGUUGUAUACAGUUAAACCAAGUUAUUUUACUUCCUGUUAGAGCUCCUCUUAUUUGUUCUUUGCUUCUGCCUUCUUCGUGUUUGUCCUCAUCUCUUCAACAACAGCCAGACACACCAAAACCUGCAUUUGCAGGAGAAGCUAUUUCCAUCAGUAUUUUUUAUCAGGAGAAACCUCGCCUGUUCUAUUUCUGUGUGUCAGGUUGCAGUUAGAAGCACAGCAGCAAGGUUAUAAAAGGGAGCAGCCCCAUCUAUUUGUCCAGGACAGAGAUCUGAAAAUGUUUGCAAUGCCCUCUUCAUGGAGAUGCCAUUGAAAACUGUUCGAACCUUCUGUGGUUUUAAAAGACAGCGGCUUAUAAAGAGCACAUCCUGUCAGCAUUUGUAAAACCUUUGCAGACUCUCCGUUUGUUUCAGAUUCAAAAUGAUGGCCUCUUGGCCCUCAAAGCCUUAAACAACAACCAUCCUUUAAUUCCCCCCUUUAUUUACCCAUUAAGAAUUACACACAAUGAACUACAUUGUUCUGUUGUAAAAGAAAAAAUCUUCACAAUAAGAGGCUAGAAAAGGAGAAAAAAGAAAAAGAAGAGAAAAGAAAGAAUAAAGAAAAAAUUAAACAAAAAAUCUUAUGAAAAACGUACAAGAAAUGCAAACCAUCAUCGACAUUAUUAUAAACAUAUAUUUCCAGUAAGAAAUCCUUUUAUCUUCAGCUUAUCGAUUUCUCCUUGCCAUUCUUACUUUCUUAUCUAUACCUGAUCUCUGGUUUUAUUCCUUGAUUUAUUUGAUGACUUCCUUCUACCACUAUGCGGUUUCUAAUUUCUCAUAUCUUAAAAUUUCUGCAUCCAUUUUAACUCAGUGGAGAACUAUUCUCUUAUCUCUGUGGAAUUUAGUCUAUUCUCAGCCAAGUGUCAUCACUGGAACCGUGUUGCAUCAUGUAAUUUUUAAAAACAUCCCAUUCUUUUUUUUAAUCCUAUCUCCUGAAUAGUUUCUUAUGAAUUCUGUUAAUUUCGGUAAUUCAAGAUAUUCACAUAUCUUUAGGUGCCAUUCUUCUUUUGUCGGUAUUACAUUACUUUUCCAGUACUUUGCUAUAAGAAUCCUGGCAGCCGUAGUAGCAUAAAGAAAAACUCUUUUGGGAUGUUUGUUGUAAAAAUACCUAAUAAAAAUAAUUCUGUUUUUUAAGGAAAUGUAUAUUUUAACAUUUUCUUCAAUUCUUCAUAUAUCGUGUCCCAAAAUAAUACGUGAGCAUAGCUGCCUUCCAUCCUUGAAAUUUCACCCACUUCUCUGAGUGUUGCAGCACUGUUCCCCAGCCAAGCAAUGUAAAGUGCAGCAUUCUAGAGGAUAUUGCGCCUUACGUGCUCUAAAUGUGGGAACCCCUGGUGCCCUGUCUUUGUGUCUCCUUCUUCGCUUAAGAGUCACACGCAUUCACAAACUUUUUCUUUUCUUUUCUCAGAUAAGAGAGUGAUCACAGCAAGGUGAGUGAGUACGAAAACUUGGGGCAGCUGUCAGAAGCAGCUUCCUCCAGGCUGUUAGACAUGACGCUGCGGUUUGUGUGGCUCCCCCCCCCCCCCGUCAUCGGAGGAGUUGGGGCUGCUGUGUGCUUAAAAACAGAAGCAGGGACAUGCAGUCAGGAGUGACAAGAGGCUGGAAGGGCGUGGCUGCUUAAAAAAAGCCACCUCUUUUCAAGAAGAUAAAAAGAGCUCUUUAGCACAAGGCAAAGGGGAUUCAUUUCGGCCAGCCUCCAUUUUCCAACUGUAGCCAGCCAGAUGCCUCUGGGAAGCCCACCAGAAGGCCAUUCCUAAUUCCUGCUCCCCUGGUUUUCAGAGAUAGAAUCAUAGAAUUCUAGAGUUGGAAGGGACCCUGAGGAUCAUCUAGUUCAGGCAUCCCCAAACUCGGCCCUCCCGAUGUUUUGGGACUACAGCUCCCAUCAUCCCUAGCUAACAGGACCAGUGGUCAGGGAUGAUGGGAAUUGUAGUCCCAAAACAUCUGGAGAGCUGAGUUUGGGGGUGCCUGAUGUAGUCCAAUCCCCUGCAAUGCAGGAAUAUGCAGCUGCCCCAUACGGGGAUCAAACCUGCAACUUUGGCAUCAUCAGCACCACGCUCUAACCAACUGAGCUACCCAGGAAGAAGGACCAAAAGGACAAGUUUGGGGGUUGCAGAUAAGGAGGGGGAAAUACAUUAAAAAAAUAAUAAAAAUUGUCCAGUAGCACCUUAGAGACCAACUAAGUUUGUUCUUGGUAUGAGCUUUUGUGUGCACGCACAUUUCUUCAGAUACACUGAAACAGAAGUCACCAGACCCUUAUAUGUAGUGAGACAGGGAGGGGUAUUACUCAGAAGGGUGGUGGGAAUGGGUGAUUGGCUGGUAGGUGUGUGAAAUAUACUCAGAGUCGAGAGUGGAUUUCAUGCUCUUUAUUCAGCUCAUAAUGGUGAGGAAGAAUGGAAUUUCCUCCACAAUAUCUGCUUUAUAUACAUUAUUUACACAAUGGGCCCCACAUGAUUGGCUAAUUCUGGGAUUCUCCUGUAGGCCAAUCAGGUUGCGGAUUCACUUCCACCUGGAGCUGGAUUGGGUGGCUCCUGCGGACCAGUCAUACUGCUGCAUUGUUCUAGGACCAAUCAGUCUGCUGCAUUCUGAAUCCUAUUGUUCUAGGACCAAUCAGACUGCUGCAUUUUGGAUCCUAUUGUUCUAGGACCAAUCAGACUGCUGCAUUUUGGAUCCUAUUCAACUCAGUACAUAACACCGUGGUAAACCUAUUGACGACUCUUUACCACACCUAUCAGCCAAUCACCCAUUCCCACCACCCUUCUGAGUAAUACCCCUCCCUGUCUCACUACAUAUAAGGGUCUGGUGACUUCUGUUUCAGUGUAUCUGAAGAAGUGUGCAUGCUCACGAAAGCUCAUACCAAGAACAAACUUAGUUGGUCUCCAAGGUGCUACUGGACAAUUUUUUAAUUUUUAUAUAUAUAUUUCUACUGCGUCAGACCAACACCGCUACCUACCUGAUUCAGGAGGGGGAAAUGACUGGCAUAUUGGAGAGAAGGAAAGAUGUCUGUAAGGGAUGGGGUGGCUGGGACAGGGACAGAGCCAGUGGACAGGGAAAGUUGGGGGCAGAAGGGGCGAAGGGAGCAGAGCAGGAUUCCAGGUUGCCGGAGGCUGGGCUAGAUGACCCUUGGCGGUCCCUUCCAACUCUAUGAUUCUAUGAUUCUAAUGUCUAUUCUGGACCCAGUAGGCCAGGCAGCUCCUGCUACAUGCUUCUGUCCUCAGACAGAUGCUUUGAUGGCCGUUUGGACUUCUCACAAGAGGGGGAUUCAUUGAGUUACUUGGCCGUUCACCUUUGCUAUGAGCUGCUGUGUGUAUUCUCUGUGUAAGAAACUGGGACGGAAACUGUGGAAACAUUUACAAAUAAAAUAAAAUAAAAUAGUUUAGCGAGGUUAUUUCCCCCUCCAUUCAUGGCUGGGGUUGGGAGAUUCUUUCUGUCUUUCAUAUUGAAACCAUCACAACUUCCUCCAUGAAACCUUUGACAAUACAAUAACUGCCUCCCCCCAAUUUCUAUUUAAGGAAAUAGAAACUGAGCUAUGGGAUUGGCUGCUACAGGAUGUGGUUUAGAUGCCUUUUGAAAAGAGGUACAUUCGUGAAGAAUAUUCUGCCAAAACAUUUUAGUCAUGACAGCUUAGUAGAUCUUCAUUGUGCAGAAGCAGUCUACCUCUGAACUGCUGUGCACUGGAGAUAAGCAAAAGAGGAUGGUGGCCUGUUUGUGAGUUGCCCAGGAGUGUCCAGCUGGCUGCCGCCAAAACUGGAUGAUGCAAACCCUCAAUUUGCUCCCAACAGCCUUGGGGGAUCAUCAUUCUUUGAACAUGUCCCUCUAUUUCCUUCUCCUUUUCAGAACUCAGGCGCCUUUUUCUUCCUUGCUGCCCCCUACUCUGCCUCAGCCCCCAAUAUCGCAAUUAUGGAUGGAGAGCAGAGCGAAACCGGCCGAAGACCAGGAGGAAGGUCUCUACAACAACAUUCCCCUUCAGGGCAAGAAGAGAGCAGAAUGAUACAGAGAUUCUGAAGACGAAUGAGCCAUCGGGGAGAUUAAAAUAUUCAGAUGGGGAUUUACGACCAGGGAGAUGGGGUGGAAGGGGUCAGGGAAGAGGGCAGUGUUAUGCCUUCCCCUGCCUAUUCCAGCAUAUGGCUUGGCUCACUUUCUGCAGCACUUUCCUCAAGAGCAGGGGUCAGCACACUCUUUCAGCAGGGGGCCGGUCCACUGUCCCUCAGACCUUGUUGGGGGGCCGGACUAUAUUUUGAAGGAAAAAAUAUGAACAAAUUCCUAUGCCCCACAAAUAACCCAGAGAUGCAUUUUAAAUAAAAGCACACAUUCUACUCAUGUAAAACAUGCUGAUUCCUGGACCAUCCGUGGCCCGGGAUUAGAAGGCAAUUGAGCCGGAUCCGGCCCCCGGGCCUUAGUUUGCCUGCCCAUGCUCAAGAGUUUGUCAGUCUAAAAUACUUUGCCGUGUUGUCCAAUCUCAAUAUUUUGAUCUUGGAUUGUUUUUUGUUGUAUGUUUAUAUUUUUAAAAAUCAAAUAAAAAAUUUAUAUAAUGUGACCUGUUUGGGUAUUUUCUUUGUAAUUAAAGAAAUAUUUCAAAUAAAUAAGUAAAUCAAAACUUUUUUUUUCCAGUCUCAUUUUCUCUUCUUUCCUGUAUGGUAUCCUUUGGAGGUAAGAUGAAAACUGAUGCAUCCCUGAAACUAAGCUUUCCCCCUGAAGGUAUUCCCUCGCGAGACAGAAAGACAACAUGCACACAUGGGCGUAGCCAAGAUUUUUGUUAGGAGUGGGGAGGGACUAUGUUGGGGGGGGGCAGAACGAAUGCGAUUGGUCAGUUAGAUAGGUAUUUCUAUUGUUUUACCUGAUCGGGUUCCAAACAGUUCAUUAAAUAGCUCUGUUAUCACCCAGCUUUGUCUUGAUCCGUUCAGAAGAUCAUGCAAGAUCUUAAUGCAGAACUAAGUUCCAUUCAGGAACAGUCCUUUGCACAGUGAACAGUAUUGUUCACUCGAUAAAAAUGAAAGCUAAAGUAAAAGGCAGUAAGGACUUGCAAACUGAAAAGGAAAGCGUAAUGAUAAAAGGAAAAACUGAUAAUGAAUACCCCCCACCCAAACCCUCCAAUGGACAAUUAUAGGCAAUGAAUCAUUGCUUUGUGAACUGAAAUCAUCACAAGCAGUACACUCUCAAUUACAGUCCCAGAAACCCUUUAAACCAUGGGUAGGCUAACUAAGGCCCGGGGGCCUGAUCCAGCCCAAUCGCCUUCUAAAUCUGGCCCGUGGACGGUCCGGUAAUCAGCGUGUUUUUACAUGAGUAGAAUGUGUGCUUUAAUUUAAAAUGCAUCUCUGGGUUAUUUGUGGGGCAUAGGAAUUCGUUCAUAUUUUUUCCUUCAAAAUAUAGUCAGGUUAGGUAAUUCUGUCUCUAUAAUUCCCAAAAGAAAAGCCUCUGUUUUUUUUAAACAAAGGUUAUUUUAAACACCCUGUUCAUUUCAUUAUAUAUCAUUUUCCUUUUCUAUGUACUAGAAUGGGAAAAUCCCAAUUUCUCUGUCUGUCUGUCUGUCUGUCUGUCUGUCUCACUCCUCUCUUCUUUCCUUCCAAUCUCCCUGUCAUCCUUUGGCGAUCCGUCUAUGCAGGUGAAGUUGACUUCUGCUCUUCCCUUCUCCCAUCCUGCUGCACAUUGUUCCAUUUGGGUUGCUUCAAGAAGUUUGACCGCAGAGAAAAACAGGUGAUGGAACAGCAAGAUCAGAUGUGAUUAGCAGUUCCUAGAUGGAGCUGGAUAAAGCUUGUGGUUAUGGCUAAAGCCUAUAGGCCGAGUUCUGCACACAGCUCAGGGUGUGUGUCUACACAAUGUUCAGGAGUCGAGGGUGUGAUGUUGUGCUUCCUGUCUUUAGUCUUUGCUUUGAGAAGACAGGCUUCGGCAAGGCCGGUUCAUUGUCUCUCUUGGGACAGAAAUCAGAGAGAAGGUGGAUUUGGGGCUCCAGCCGUGGUUGUUCUUCCAGGGAUACUGGCUGAGCAUGAAGUCUGCUGCUUUGGUGACAGGUUGGUGACCUCUCUGCUCAACUCAGAUUGGAAAUUUGCCAUCUAUCUCACAUUCACACUGCAUCUCUCCUUUGCUCUUCACUUCCAGUCUGUCUCCAGAUUCUCCUCGGGAGAUCAGUCCAGGCAGGUAAAGCGGAUUUCCGUUCUUCUUUCAACUUUUGUGAUAGGAGACAGAAGCUCUAUGGGAUGCAGGAGUGUCACAUUUUGCAUGAUUGGGUGGAUGGCGGCUAGCAGAUUGAGGCCGAAUCCUGACAAGACAGAAGUACUGUUUUGGGGGACAGAGGGCGGGCAGAUGUGGAGGACUCCCUGGUCCUGAAUGGGGCAACUGUGUCCCUGAAGGACCAGGUGUGCAGCCUGGGAGUCAUUUUGGACUCACCGCUGUCCUGGAGGCGCAGGUCAAUUCUGUGUCCAGGGCAGCUUUCUACCAGCUCCAUCUGGUAUGCAGGAUGAGACCCUCCCUGCCCGCAGACUGUCUCGCCAAAGUGGUGCAUGCUCUGGUUAUCUCCCGCUUAGACUACUGCAAUGCACUCUACGUGGGGCUACCUUUGAAGGUGACCUGGAAACUAAAACUAAUCCAGAAUGCGGCAGCCAGACUGGUCACUGGGAGUGGCCACUGAGACCAUGUAACACUGGUCCCAAAAGACCUACAUUGGCUCCCAGUACAUUUCCGAGCACAAUUCAAAGUAUUGGUGCUGACCUUGAAAGCCCUAAACGGCCUCUGCCCAGUAUACCUGAAGGAGUGUCUCCACCCCCACCAUUCAGCCCGGACACUGUGGUCCAGCUCUGAGGGCCCUCUGGCAGUUCCCUCCCUGCGAGAAGUGAGGUUACAGGGAACCAGGCAGAGGGCCUUCUCAGUGGUGGCGCCCACCCUGUGGAAUGCCCUCCCAUCAGAUGUCAAGGAAAUAAACAACUAUCUGACUUUUAGAAGACAUCUGAAGGCAGCCGUGUUUAGGGAAUUUUUUUAGUGCUGUGACAUCACAUUGGUGGGGAAGGGGAGAAGGGAGGAGAGAGAGAUUUUCAAAAUCUGAUUUUGAGUUUAAGAGGCAUUGAAGUAAAGGAUGGAAUGGGAUAGUCAAUCCCAAGCAGUAAUCAAAGUUGAGCCAUUUUGGUAGCUGUAACUGUGAGAGAGAACAAAGGACCUCUGGCCAAGAUCUCUCAGCAUAGUCACAAAACUGCCACCAUCAUAGUUCCUAGGGGAAGCCAACAGAGUACAAUACUGAAGAUUCAAGUCUGUCGUGAAGAUGAGCUUUAAUGUGAUGUAGCAAAGGGGCAGGGUUAUUUUAAGCAGUUCUUCAGUCUUGGGGGGCACAGAUAUUGUUGCUGCUCUACAACUCCCAUCAUCCCCUGCCAACUUAGCAGAAGUUGUAGUUCAACAACAUCUGGGGGCCCAAGGUUGAAGAACUGUGUAAGCCUUUGCUUACGUGGCUGGAAACAUUGUGGAAUCUGGACGAGAGAUCGCAUCCAGAGAGAGCAACUCCAUCAGGAUUUCGGGUGAGGAGGCCUUUCUUUGCAAUAUGGAUCUCUUGAAAGUUGAAGUGGGAAGCUGGAUUGAAACUGAGGAGUUUGGCUGGUCAAAGGAACAGGAGGGGAAUUUUAUUAAUAGAAUUAGAGUAUGUACAAAAUUCAAAUAUCAUCAGAAAUUCUGUAGUCCUCCCAAAGUCCUAUUUCCUUUUCUCAUUAAUCUGCUUGCUUACUGAGGGGGAGAGAGAUUAUUGGUCUACAACUCCCAUCAGUCAUCCACCAAACAGCUUGAUGGGAGUUGCAGUCCAACAACAUCUGGCAACCCAAGGUUCAAACAUGCUUGUUUAGGUGAGCUUUCCUCAAGAAAUUAUGUUUGUCAAAAAUCGAAAGGUUUUGUUGAAAAGUUCCUCCAGUUAAUGACAUGGAAUUAUUAGAAUGCUGUUUUGAUAGUGACCCCAAGGAAGUAGAUUGUGGAAAUCUGUGUGUAGCAUUUGUUUAAUGCAGGACUAAGAAGGACCAAGACAUUCUUGGGGCUGAACAAGCAUACCUUGAACCAACAAGUCAUUUAAAGAAUUUGUCGAUGAGGAACCAAAGGAGAAUAGCUUAAGAAAGGGGCUGAAUGGCAUUUUCCCCUUGCACUUCUUCCCUUUCCCCAAUGCAGUUCUGCCUCCACCAGCUCCGGAGCUGUCCAUCAUCCCUCCAAGACAGACCUUUCUCCAGGGACAACGGAUCACGUUGAAAUGCUCCCCUCCGGAAGGGCAGCUGGCAGCCAAGUUCUUAUUUUAUGAAAUUAAAGCAGAUGGUAAUUACACUAGACCCCAAGAACAGUUUGAUAAUACCCUGGAAAUUACUGCAGGAUUUCAGGAAACAAAGAAAUCAUUUGUCUGUGCCUACUUGGAAGAAAACAGUGCAGGACAACUGUCUGAACGGAGUAACCGCAUUGAGGUUUCCAUUAGAGGUGAGUUAAGUUUGGCUAGUUCAUAUCAUCAGAAGGCAGAGGGCCUUCUUGGUAGUGGCACCCACUAGGAAAUAAACAACUACCUGACUUCUAGAAGACACCUGAAGGCGCCUUCCUUAAGAAUUUUUUAAAUAUUUGAUGUCUUAUCAUGUUUAUAAUAUUAUAUUGUGAGCCGCCCAGAGUGGCUGGGGAGACCCAGCCAGAUGGGCGGGGUAUAGAUGAUAAUUAAUAAUAAUUAAUAAUAAUAAUAAUAAUAAUAUCCCUUAACUGUGGCAAAGUGUACAACAGUACCCCCUGUGAGAAAGAGGCACUGGCAUGAACUAUGGGGAUGCUUUGGGCUGGAGUAAGAGGACAAUUUCAGACCCACAUUAUGGUCCCUGGAGAGACUUCUUAUAGGCAUCGUAGCAGCAGUAACCCUGGUGAGCUGCAGUUUCGGAAGAAAAAUAAAACAAUCCAUAUCUCAUGUAUACUGUUCCAAACCUUCUCCUGCAGGGGAGGUGAAUUUAUUUUGAAAUCACCCCUUGAAAUGAACCUGGAGCUGCUUCAGGGGGCCGCUGAACACAUGGGCCCCUGAACACACCACUAGGCUGGCUGCCCCUUGUCUCCUAGCACUAUAGGAGAAGGAGAAGGUCGGGGGGACGUUUUAUCCUUUCCCCCACCCUGAAACUCCCCCCUUCUCUACAAAUCCUGAACAGGACGAGGAGGCUCCUGUUGCAAGAAGAACACAACUAUUAACUGCUAGACAUACACUGCAACAUUUUGUUGCAGGUCACCCUGGUCUCCUGCCCUGCCAAACUUGGGCAGUCUUACAUUUUGCAGUUUGAAGGGAAAUGGGGCAUUGCCAAACAAGGCUCGCUUCUUAUUCCUUAUCUGUUUAUUUGCUUCUCAGGCCAUCUUCGUCCUCCGUUCUUCUCUGUGUCCCCAAAGCUUGACACCUACAGCAGUGGGGAGAUUGUGAACCUCACAUGCUCUGCUCCUGAAAACCUUCUCAUGUCAAGGGUUCUCUUUAAGAAGGACCAAUGGCUGUUGCAUGUCUACAGGCCCCCUUCUCCUCUGGCCUCCUUUACGUACACGAGGCGCUUGUCUCCUCAAGACAGCGGGGAGCAUCUUUGCACGUACCGAGCUGCAGAAUCAAGCCAGAAAAUCUCAUCCCCAGAAAGCAACAGCAUCAGGAUUUCAGUGAUGGGUGAGGCCUUAAAAAAACACGUAGUUCUCUUGGAAGACGAAGGGGAAGGCUGCCCUAGAAUGUUCCAGGUUCAAUCCCCGUUGUCUCCUGGUGGGUCUGGGAAACUCUCCUGCCUGAGGACCUGGAGAGAGAUGCUUCCAGUCAGUGUAGACAAUGCUAGCAGGACCACUGGUCUGGCGUGGUUAUAAGGCAGCGGGUGAUGUUCUCAGAUGCCAGGGUUACCUCAGAGGUGGGAACCUUGUUGAUAUCUGCUCAGACUGCAAUGUGGGCCUGUCUUUGUUUCUUGGACGAUAGCGCUGUAACCCAUAGUCAAGCAUUAAUACUACUCAUGAGUAAGAAACCAUACAAGGGGCCUGGGGGCAUGCUGCAAAGAUCUGACACAUCACCCUCAUACCAGUUACUUCUUUUAUAAUAAUUUUUAUUGGUUUUACAAUUUGGUUUGACAUUCACAGAUAAAAUCCAAUAAAAAAAUACAGAAUUCUCGGACUCCCAUCCUCCCUUUUGUGGAGUCCACAAAUAACCCUUUUCACUGCAAAUUAUAUUAUCCUCCAUUUAUCCAGAAUAUUUUCUCUUGUAGUUCUUUUCACAUUGCAAGUGUUAUUUCAAUCUUGAUAAUGUUUUUAACUGUUUACAGGGUUCUGUCAAAUAUAUUACAAAUGUUUCCCAGUCCUUAUUAAAAAAAUUAUUGCCCAGAAAAAAUAUGGAACGCUUCACAAAUUUGCAUGUCAUCCUUGAGCUGGAGCCAUGCUAAUCUUCUCUGUAUCAUUCCAAUUUUAGUACAUGUGCUGCCGAAGGGGUCACCACCCUCAUACCAUUGACAGAUGGUGAAGGUCUGAAGUGGGGAGACCCCUCUAUUGUACAAGUGGAGACUCCUAGGGCAAUUUAGGGGAUGUGAUGGCUUACACAUGACAUGAGUGGUACAGAUCCCCAAACUGUGAUCAAGAGUUUAGCCAGCUAACAUUUACCUUCCCGGACACUGCACAUUCCCCUGAAUAUUAUGCAACACAUGCUCCUGAUCUUCUCCUCUCCACUCCCCUCCUGAAGUCCAAGUGGGGAAUUCAUGAACCCACGACUCUCUGUUGACAACCCUGCCUGGAUGAACCUGAUUUAGUUAUGGCUUGCCCCUUAAAACCUCAGUGAGCCACAGACUCCAAAUCACUUAGCCAUUGUAUUCAUUUUCUUUUAAGGACAGCUCCUGUAGCUCAUGUAGCCAAUGUGGUGUAGUGGUUAAGAGUGGUAGACUCGUAAUCUGGUGAACCAGGUUCGCAUCUCCGCUCCUCCACAUGCAGCUGCUGGGUGACCUUGGCUAGUCACACUUCUCUGAAGUCUCUCAGCCCCACUCACCUCACAGAGUGUUUGUUGUGGGGAAGGAAGGGAAAGGAGAAUGUUAGCUGCUUUGAGACUCCUUCGGGUAUUGAUAAAGUGGAAUAUCAAAUCCAAACUCUUCUUCUUCCUUCCUCCUCCUGCCAGGGAUUGAAUCUCCCUGCCAGGGUUUGAAUUUAGGACAAGCAGAUAGAUGCUCUGACAUUGAGCAACAGCUUUUCCUCAUCUUGCGGUCCCUCCUAACCCCCUCUCCUUUGUGGCUGGCUCCUCCAGAUCCUCCUCCUGCCCCGGUGCUGACAGUGGACCCUCCGUCUGGAGUGGUGAAGGAAGGGGGAUUCCUGCGCCUCACUUGCUCGGCCUUUGGCAGCAACGCAGAGCAAAGGUUCCAUUUCUACAAGGAUGGGGUCAAGAUUUCCUCCAGCAGUGAAGAGUCUCUGGCGGAUUCUGGAGAACCCAGGAAUGCCUUCUCGAACGCCUCUGCAGACAUCCUGGUCCAAGUCACAGCCAGCAUCCACACUGGGGGAUUUGCUUGCAGGUAUGAGCAGAAACUGAGCAGCCGAUGGAUCAUGUCUCCCUGGAGCCAAACGGUGAAUGUCACAGGUGAGCCAUGCCCCACUGGGAACACAGAGCCCACAUUAGAAGUGGGACAGUCCUCUUGUGGGUUUUGUGUUUGAACUCCAAGACUCAAGGAUGGAGGGGAAAGAGCAAGGGGUGGGAACAAUGCCGUUCUUUGAUGCGACUACCAGCCUCCUCCUUCUCCUUCCUUCCUUCCUUCCUUCCUUCCUUCCUUUCUUUCUUUCUUUCUUUCUUAGAUUUUGACAAAGUAAUAAUCAUAGAUAAAUAAGAACAAAAUGUGCACCCCUCCACUGUGACCAUUCCAUUGCAACUAUUAAAUCUCCCAAAAUUCCAGUGCCACUUGCGAUGGUUUGACCCCUUUCCGUUUUAACAGUACAAAUUCUACAAACACCCUCCAUAUCUCCUCAAAAUCAUUUCUCCUGCAUAUUCCCCGUCUUACCUUAAUAGCACAUGUUAAUUUAUCAUUCAUAGCUAUAUCCCACACCUCUUUAUCCCAUUCUUCCAUUUUAUAUUCUUCUUGCCCCUUCCACUUCCUAGCUAUAAUAAUUUGUGCAGCUGUCAAUAAAUUUGAGAGCAAGUCCUUCCUAGCCUGUGAACCUUCCACCCCACCAUAAAUUGAUAAUAAUGCUACCUCUGGAAUUUUGGUCAGCUUUAACCCACUGAUUUCUGUUAUCUCCUUAAAUACCCUUUGCCGUUUUUAAAAACGUAUUUCAUUAUUGGAAAUAUGUAAAAUAUUACAUAUUGGACUACUGCAAUGUGUUCUACAUGGGGCUAACUUUGAAGGUGACCUGGAAACUACAACUAAUCCAGAAUGCGGCAGCUAGACUGGUGACUGGGAGCGGCCACCAAAACAAAAACACUGGUCUUGAAAGACCUACAUUGGCUCCCAGUACGUUUCCGCGCACAAUUCAAAGUGUUGGUGCUGACCUUUAAAGCCCUAAACGGUCUCGGUCCAGUAUAUCUGAAGGAGCGUCUCCACCUCCAUCAUUCAGCCCAGACACAGAGGUCCAGCUUUGAGGGCCUUCUGGCAGUUCCCUCCGUGUGAGGAGUGAGGUUACAGGGAACCAGGCAGAGGGCCUUCUCAGUGGUGGCGCCUGCCCUGUGGAACGCCCUCCCAUCAGAUGUCAAGGAAAUAAACAACUAUCUGACUUUUAGAAGACAUCUGAAGGCAACCCUGUUUAGGGAAUUUUUUAGUGCUGUGACAUCACAUUGUUGGGGAAGGAGUGAAGGGAGGAGAGAGAGAUUUUCAAAAUCUGAUUCUGAGUUUAAGAGGCAUUGGAGUAAAGGAUGGAAUGGGAUAGUCAAUCCCAAGCAGUAAUCGAAGUUGAGCCAUUUUGGUAGUUGUAACUGUGAGAGAGCUCAAAGGAGCUCUGGCCAAGAUCUCUCAGCAUAGUCACAAAACUGCCACCAUCAAAAACAGCCAUUCUGCUGUUUUUGCCAGGUACAAGGAACACAAAGCAAGGUCCCUGAAUAUAGUCACAAUGACCGCUCCCCGCUUAAAACGGGGGGCUCCCUUUGCGUGGACGCGCGCAGCCCCUAGAUCUGGAGCGGCUCCAUCAGCAUAGGCUUGGCUUUGCCUUUCCUCAGGUGGGAUACCUGGAGGUCUCCGCCUACCUCAGUCAGUUGUCCAAUCCCACCUGGGGAAGCGUUGCCAAGGAGAUCAGGCCAGGUAGGGGAGGGAUUACCUGCCCACACAAUAGAGGGAGUAUCUUACCUGGGAAUCCUCACUUGGCUCCAGAGUGCAAGGAACACAAAGCAAGGUCCCUGAAUAUAGUCACAAAGUCGACAUCCUCCUGGUUCCUUAGGGAAGGCAAGAGAGCACAAUUGCUAUAACAUUGAUUCAUGUUUUGAAUAUAGCUGAAUGUUAAGGAGAGGUGCUGGGGGGAUUGGUCUGGAAGUUGCACAGUCUCAUGUUGUAGCCCUAAAUCUCAUAUAUGGGGAAUUCUCUGAAUGGCAUUUCCCCCUUGCACUUCUUCCCUUUCCCCAAUGCAGUUCUGCCUCCACCAGCUCCAGAGCUGUCCAUCAUCCCUCCAAGACAGACCUUUCUCCAGGGACAACGGAUCACGUUGAAAUGCUCCCACCCGGAACGGCAGCUGACAGCCAAGUUCUUCUUUUAUGAAAUUAAAGCAGGUGGUAAUUACACUAGACCCCAAGAACAGUUAAAUAAUACCCUGGAAAUCACUGCAGGAUUUCAGGAAAUAAAGAAAACAUUUGUCUGUGCCUACUUGGAAGAAAACAGUGCAGGACAACUGUCUGAACGGAGUAACUGCAUUGAGGUUUCCAUUAUAGGUGAGUUAAGUUUGGCUAGUUCAUAUCAUCAGAAGGCAGAGGGCCUUCUUGGUAGUGGCACCCACUAGGAAAUAAACAACUACCUGACUUCUAGAAGACACCUGAAGGUGCCUUCCUUGAGAAUUUUUUUAAUAUUUGAUGUGUUAUCAUGUGUAUAAUAUUAUAUUGUGAGCCGCCCAGAGUGUAUGUAUGUAUUUAUGUAUGUAUGUAUGUAUGUAUGUAUGUAUAAAUAAUUUAUUUCUUUAAAGACUUGCUUUCAACAUUGUGUUAUGUACUUGUCUUGAAUUUACAAGAGGAAGCCUGUUAGUGUGUUUUUAAGGACAUCCCCGCUCCUUUAUUUUUUAUCUUCACAGCUCAGUUGCCAGAUUCAUCUGCUCCAUCAAUGGGGCAUGCAUGGUGGGCUAGUCUGCUUCUGAUCCCGGCGGUCCUGUUCGCUUACUGUUGUUGGAGAAAGAAAGGCAGUAAGUGAUGGGAACUUGGGACCAUCUAGCUUAAUCCCCAGAAGAAGAGCCUGCCUCUUGUUGGGCCUAGUUCCAUUGAUUAACCAUGCACUGCUAUUAUAUAAUCCCAUAAUAAUACAAUCUGUAAGUGGAAACCAGCCCACUUUGUUAAGUUAAUGACUUGGGCUGGCUAGUUAAGUACCACAAUUUAGCAUAACGAAAAAAGAUGCUCUGUGUCAUAGAAUAGAUGGGUUGGCUUUUCUUCCAGCUCCUCACCUACCUACAUAGGAGAACAAUAGGCAGAGUUCUGUGAGAGCUGGAAGCUGGAGAAAGAGUGGAGAAAGGCUGGGGGGGGGGGAGCAGAAAAAAUGGGGGGGGGGGGACAAGUUUCUUCCCAAUUUUUCUGGGUUUUUUCCAGGCCUUCCCAUCUCUAAGAGAGAGACAUGUUUGCUCUCAGUUUGGGGGCUGUCCUGGAAAGCUAAUGGGGAAGCAAGAUCUACUGGGAUGUCAAUGCUAUGAUACCUUCCAUCCUAUGCUCUGGUUGUUUAUGUGUGUAAAUAAAAGCAUAUACCCUAGAGACACCACAGUGUUCUGACCUUCGUUCCAAGGAAACUGAGUCCUGGAUCAGUGCAGGAAUUUGUGGAGUCUCUCACAGAUCAGAGAUUAGGAUGGUGCAGAACCAUACUUUUAACUUUUCACUCCCUUUCUCUCUCUCUCUAGUUCUUUUUGCCCUGGGCACAUCAGAAUAUCAGCGAGCAUCUGUGCCAAAGGAAAGCAAGGAGGAAACAAGUCAAGACAUGUUUGGGUUGUCGGUACCCCAAACGACAGACUUUCAGGUCAAAGUAAGUAGAAAGGUUUAGGUUGGCAUUUUGCUUCCAUUUGAGCCCGGGAAAUGAGUCCCUCCUCUUACUGAAACCAGUUUUAUGGGUCAGGAUCGCUUUCAAAGAAGCUUAGGAAUUGUAAUGAUUGGUUUUCCGUCCAGGUGACAAAGUAAACAAGUGUGUAGCUGUCCUUACAGAAUUGGCUACCGCCAGGAGUGGGGAUAGCCACUUGAAUGGAAACCAAAACCAAAAAAAGAACUCAUGAACCUCUUGUGGCUAUAGCUGCUAAAUUGCCCAUUCAUGGACAAAGGAACACAAGAAGCUCCUUUAUACCGAGUCAGGCGAUUGGUCAGCCUAGCUCAGUAUUAUCUGCAUUGAUUGGUAAUGACUCUUGAGGGUUUCAGACUGGAGUCUACCUGACGAUACCAUCAGGGAUCAAACCUGGGAGAUGUUGCAUGCAGUGCAGAUACCUUGCCACUCAGCUACAGCCCUUAUCCCCCACCCCACAAACUAAGGUAAGGCAAAAAAAAAGAAAGAAAAAAGGCAAGGACCCCUGGACGGUUAUGUCCAGUCAAAGCCGUGGGUCACCCUCAGUUUCCCUCUCCGUCCUCAGAGCUCAGACGUCACCUAUGCCACCAUUGCCUCCCCACCGGCUGUGACUCCCUCCGAACCAACGCUGAAGGACGAUCCCAUCUCGGCAAAAGACGAAGAGGUCCUCUACAGCCAUCUUCUCUUCCAUCCUCAACAACGCCACCACGAGGCUGUGCAGGAAAGAGAUGGUCCAGAAGUGGAGAAGGCAGGUCCCGUGUGA
This is a messenger RNA of Podarcis lilfordi (Lilford's wall lizard), 22096 nucleotides long. The record is from the annotation of a GenBank genome assembly. NCBI's taxonomy places the organism in Eukaryota, Metazoa, Chordata, Lepidosauria, Squamata, Lacertidae.